GACAAACUGACGUUUCCCCUCUCAGUGCUCGAGGAAUAUUCAUUGAGGAACCUGUAAAUAUUAAACUGUAAAUACGCUUUCCGAAAUUCGAAUGCACGUGACUUGUUCCGGUUUUGAAAACCCUAGCUGAAGACGGCCGUAUGGGUGUUUACGCGGAUCGCUGCUGAGAUUAGAGAAGCAGCGCCAUGAUCGACCCGAGCUCUUCGGAGGAGGACACCGACGAUGAGCACAAGAAGCAGCCCUCCAGCAAGCUGCCCGCGGCGCCUCCGGGGUCUCUGGCGGCGGCGCGCCCCUCCGUGCGCGGCAAGCCCGACCUGCCGCGGGGCUCCACCGCCGGCCUGCCGGGGAAAGGAGCCAGUCCGCUGACGACGGCGCCGCUGGCCGCGCCGCUGCACCCCGCCACGAGGCAGAGGGAGGCAGCACUAGCGCCGCCGCCACAUGCUUCGUUUAUGCGCAGAACGUCGACGGGCAGCGCCAGCAGCGGCGAGGCGCCGGCGCCCAGCCCCAGCCCCUCCGCCGCCAGCCAGUCUGACAAAGACCAGGAUCCUCAGGAGAAGAUGGAAAAACUGGAAGAGGACAAAAAGCGGCGUCUUCAACUGUACGUGUUCGUGUCUAGAUGUGUCGCGCAUCCGUUCAACGCGAAACAACCCACCGACAUGACGCGGAGGCAUACCAAGCUCACGGCCCACCAGCUGGACACCAUACAGGCUCGGUUUCAGGCUUUUCUAAAAGGCGAAACCCAGAUCCUAGCUGAUGAGGCGUUUCAAAAUGCGGUCCAAUCUUACCACGACGUUUUUCUCAAGUCGGAGAGAGUUGAGCAAAUGGUGAAAUCCGGAGCCUGUUCUCACCACGACUUCCGCGAAGUGUUCAGAAAUAACAUUGAAAAGAGAGUCAGGUCUUUGCCUGAAAUUGAUGGAUUAAGUAAAGAAACAGUUUUAACUUCCUGGCUGGCUAAAUUUGACUGCAUAAUGAAAGGAACCGGAAUAACAGGCAUCCCCGGCGACGAUGACUCUAAGCGGCCGUCGCGUGCGCAGCAACAGAGCCUCAACGCCGAGUGCAUCCUCAGCAAGGAACAACUCUACGACAUGUUCCAACAGAUAUUGGGAGUCAAGAAGUUCGAACACCAACUGCUGUUCAACGCUUUGUUGUUGGACUCUGCGGAUGAACAAGCCGCAGCCAUCAGGAGAGAACUGGACGGUCGGAUGCAGAAAGUCAACGAAAUGGAAAGGAACCGAAAGCUGAUGCCGAAGUUUGUACUGAAAGAGAUGGAAUCCCUGUACAUAGAAGAGCUGAAGUCUUCGAUCAACCUGCUGAUGGCCAAUCUGGAGUCGUUGCCCGUGUCGAAGGGCGGCGCCGACUCCAAAUAUGGCCUGCAUAAAAUCAAGCGGUAUAAUCACAGAUCCAAUGCCGGACCGGACCCGAGUCCAAGGUUGAGUAAGCAGUUGUGUUUCAGAUCACAAGGCUCUUUGGCCAACAAGUUGACAGGAGAAAGCGAUGGAGGAGACGUCGACACUCAGCUGACCAAAAUGGAUGUAGUACUAACGUUCCAAAUUGAGGUGGUAGUGAUGGAGGUGAAGGGCCUGAAGUCGCUGGCUCCGAACCGCAUCGUGUACUGCACCAUGGAGGUGGAGGGGGGCGACAAGCUGCAGACCGACCAGGCCGAGGCCUCCAAGCCUAUGUGGGACACCCAAGGUGACUUCAGCACGACGCAGCCGCUGCCGGCCGUGAAGAUCAAGCUGUACACGGAGAACCCCGGAGUUCUGGCGCUUGAAGACAAGGAACUGGGGAAAGUCGUUCUACGACCAACGCCACUGUCCAGCAAGGUACCCGAGUGGCAUCGUAUGACAGUUCCUAAGAACUUGCCAGACCAAGACCUGAGGAUCAAGAUUGCGUGUCGGAUGGACAAGCCUCUCAACAUGAAGCAUUGUGGCUACCUGCACGUGAUCGGCAAGGCGGUGUGGCGCAAGUGGAAGCGGCGCUACAUGGUGCUGGUGCAGGUCAGCCAGUACACGUUCGCGCUGUGCUCCUACAAGGACAAGAAGUCGGAGCCGGCGGAGAUGAUGCAGCUGGAUGGGUUCACCGUGGACUACAUUGAGCUCGCGAGUGCUCAACUCAUGGUUGGACAAGAGCUGGUUGGAGCCAAGUACUUCAUGAACGCGGUCCGCGACGGCGAGUCAGUACUGAUGGGGGUGGGGGACGAGAACGAGUGCCACCUGUGGGUGAUGGCGCUGUACCGGGCCACGGGGCAGAGCCACAAGCCCACGCCCCCGACCACGUCCGACACGCAUCAUAAGAUCAUGGGAGAUGCCGAUAAAGCACGAAAGCAUGGAAUGGAAGAUUAUAUUCAGGCAGACCCUUGCCAGUAUGACCAUCAUCAGAUGUUCUUGACCCUACAAUCUCUUACACUCAAGUAUAGAUUGCAAGAUCCUUACUGUUCUUUGGGUUGGUUCUCCCCUGGCCAAGUAUUUGUCUUAGACGAGUACUGCGCAAGGUACGGCGUCCGAGGGUGCUUCAGGCAUCUGUGCUACCUCUCCGAUCUACUGGAUGUGGCGGAGAGUGGCCAGCAAACCGUGGACCCCACCCUCAUGCACUACUCCUUCGCGUUCUGCGCCAGCCACGUCCACGGCAACAGUACCGCCACGUUGCCUGGCAGGCCGGACGGAGUGGGCAGCAUCACCGUACAAGAGAAGGAGAAAUUCGCAGAGAUCAAGGAAAGACUGAAAGCGCUGCUGCAGCAUCAGAUCACAAACUUCCGAUAUGCGUUCCCGUUCGGACGGCCUGAGGGAGCCCUGAAGGCUACACUGUCUCUAUUGGAAAGAGUUUUGAUGAAGGACGUGGUGACCCCGGUGGCUCCGGAGGAAGUUAGAUCGAUGAUCCAAACGAGUUUAGAGAAUGCCGCGCUGUUGAACUACACUCAGCUGAGCCAAAAAGCUAAUAUAGAAGAGGACUUAAGAGGGGAUACAAUGGUAACACCAGCGAAGAAAUUGGAGGAUCUUAUCCGAUUGGCAGAACUGUGCGUUGACUUAUUGCAACAGAAUGAAGAGCACUAUGCAGAGGUUUAUUGCGCAAAGUCGGAUAAGUCGGACACUAGUGGUCAACAAAAUGCCUUCGCAUGGUUCUCAGAGUUGCUGGUGGAGCACGCUGAGAUCUUCUGGGCCCUGUUCGGGGUCGACAUGGACCGAGUGCUCCAAGAACAGCCCCCGGACACCUGGGACUCCUUCCCACUGUUCCAAAUUUUGAAUGAUUAUUUGCGUACGGAUGAGUGCACAAAAGGUGGAAGGUUUCACGAGCAUCUCCGGGAGACAUUCGCUCCUCUGGUGGUGCGAUACGUGGAUCUGAUGGAGUCGUCGAUAGCACAGUCUCUCCAUAAGGGUUUCGAAAAGGAAAGAUGGGAAAUUAAAGGAAACGGGUGUGCAACAAGCGAAGAGUUGUUCUGGAAGCUGGACGCGCUGCAGUGCUUCAUCAGGGACCUGCACUGGCCAGAGCCCGAGUUCCGCUCGCACCUGGAGCAGCGGCUCAAGCUGAUGGCCAGCGACAUGAUGGAGACCUGUCUGCAGAGGACCGAGUCGUCUUUCCAGUCGUGGAUGAAGAAGAGCGUGACGUUCAUGUCGACGGACUACAUCCUGCCGGCGGAGACGUGCGCCAUGGUGAACGUGGCCCUGGACGCCAAGAACCAGGCUCUCAAGCUGUGCGCAGUUGAAGGGGUGGAUAUUUUCCAGUACCACACGAAGAUGGACGCGCAGAUAGAGACGUGCCUGACGGCGAUGGCCACCGGCAUGACCACAAGACUGUCGGCCGUGCUCGAGGCCACGCUAGCCAAGAUCGCCAGGUUCGACGAGGGAAGCCUCAUCGGGUCGAUCCUGACCAUCGCCAACGUGUCCGGGUCGGGCAAGGACAUCGGACAGGGAUACGUCAACUUCAUGAGAAACUCCAUGGACCAAAUUAGAUCGAAGGUGACGGACGAGCUCUGGAUCCUGCAGCUGUUCGAGCAGUGGUACGGCAUCCAGAUCAACCUGCUCAACACGUGGCUGGCGGAGCGGCCCGCGCUGCACCCGCAGCAGGUCGCCUGCCUGUCUAUCGUGCUCAAGAAAAUGUACAGUGACUUCGAGCUGCAAGGCGUGAUCGACGACAAGCUGAACUCGAAGGCGUACCAGAGCGUGGCCACGAGGAUGCACACGGAGGAGGCCGCCUGCAGCCUCAUGCUGGCGCAGCAGGACUCCGGCGGCGGCGACGACGGCUCGGAGGAGGGCUCGCGCGGCAAGUCCAAGCUGGAGUCACUCACCGAGGUCGGUAACGUCACCGCCGUCGUCGGGAAGGUUGGCAACAUCUUCGGCCGCGGCAUCGGGGAGCUGUCCACGAAGCUCGGAGGAGCCUCGUCAUGGUUCUAGCGCUUUCUACGGCAUUCCACGACAACUACACCAGUACACAUACCUUACUUUGCCUAUAUAGAUGUAAUGAGAUGAGAUUUUUGCCUAUUUGUUACUGCACUUUUACAAGGGAAACUCGGAAUACUUUACUAUCGUAUUAUAAAACUAUAGGUCCACUUGCAAAGGAAAAUAUUCUCAACGGAUGUAGACUUAUUGGAACACGGGUGCAGUAACAAAAUAGGUCGAACUAUUCUGUGAUGUUAAACUUCUUUUGCAUUCGACAAAGGAUUCCCGCCAUUUUAAUAAGAAUCAAACAAGAUGGCGCUCAAGCCACCGAAAUAAUAUUUUUGAGGCCACGCAGUUAGCUUAGAGUGAUUAAUAUUUAGUCUUAACGAUUUAGAUUUUAUUUUAUGAAAAAGAAAAGCUUUACUGUGUACAGAUAGGGUCUUUUGGUUAAUGAAGCGGAACCCAUGUAUUAGAUGUGUAUAAGAUAAGAGUAGAUUUGAUAUCACGAUUGAAUAUUAUAGAGAAAUAUAUAGAGGUACAUGAGUGCAUAACAUAAAUAUAGUAAUGAUACAUUAACACUGUGCUACAAUAAUAAACAUAUCGCUUGGGCAGAUUACUAUAUACCUAAUAAUGGAUGUGUUAUUGCGAUAGUACUAAAUAAUAUAGGAAAUGCUAUUUACAUUAUGAUUGAAAGCGAUGGGUUAGGUAGGUGUUGAGUAUCUGAUGUGUUCAGUUGGGAAUUUAAGAAAUGGGCUCCCGGUUAAAACACUGUUUUAUGUCCAUUGGUACCUAGAUUGAUAGGUAGGUACUUAUAAUUUGUAAUGUACUUGUACAACAUGUAUGUAAAACUGUAUAUUCUUUGACAUUAAUAAUUUUUGGACCUACUUACAUAUUUUUUAAAACCAACCGGAAACGUUGGCUAAGGCGGAAGAUGUUAUAAAAAUGCUAAAGCUUUGAAUGCAACUUAUUCACUCUUUAUACUUCUCAAAAUGCAGUAUUUUUCUAUAGUAUUUCUAAUUCUCUAUUGUUUAAAAUAUAAAAUGUCUAGUUUAAUGUCGAGUUCAAGUCUUUUUGAUGUAUAUUUAUAGAAACAUACCGCCGAACAUUUUAAAUUGAAAUGUUUUUCCGCCAUUUUAUUAAAAAACAAAACAAUAAAUACAGUGUUGCUAUUUUUUGUAUAAAUUGAUCUGAAAUGGGGGA
This is a messenger RNA of Plutella xylostella (diamondback moth), 5573 nucleotides long. The record is from RefSeq and is a predicted model, not a curated record. NCBI's taxonomy places the organism in Eukaryota, Metazoa, Arthropoda, Insecta, Lepidoptera, Plutellidae.